Messenger RNA from Sparassis crispa, 201 nucleotides. RefSeq lists its product as hypothetical. Bases 1 to 201 code for a protein of 66 amino acids. The transcript has a single exon. Lineage: Eukaryota; Fungi; Basidiomycota; Agaricomycetes; Polyporales; Sparassidaceae. The record is from RefSeq and is a predicted model, not a curated record.
AUGCCUCCUCUCUCCACCAGUAACACCCUCGUCCUCCUCGUCCUCGUCGUUGUCAUCUUCCUCUCCCCCGUCUCCCUCAUUAUCUUCGCCGUCCUACCCCGCCGGACUAAGCAGCGCGCACUUCGCCCGCAUUCGCCACCCGGUUCACCCACCCUUGCACCGGCGGGGCGUCCGCCCCCGCACUCGCAUUACGCCCGCUAG